Podospora anserina S mat+ is the source of this 1419-nucleotide messenger RNA. RefSeq lists its product as uncharacterized. Gene Ontology annotation, cellular component: nucleus. Gene Ontology annotation, molecular function: DNA-binding transcription factor activity, RNA polymerase II-specific; RNA polymerase II cis-regulatory region sequence-specific DNA binding. The coding region runs from base 1 to 1419 and encodes 472 amino acids. The record is from RefSeq and is a predicted model, not a curated record. Gene Ontology annotation, biological process: regulation of transcription by RNA polymerase II. Lineage: Eukaryota; Fungi; Ascomycota; Sordariomycetes; Sordariales; Podosporaceae. The transcript is spliced from 2 exons.
AUGCCUCCACCACCACCACCACCACCACCACCAAGGAUGUCGCAUCCUGAGUCUGGCGACGAAGAGGAUUCCCUGUCCCCUCCUCCGAACAAUGCAGCAAGGAGAGAGGGAGCGCCAAAUCUACCGUCAGUCAGUGGGAUGUAUUCUCACUCAGACCUAUCAAGUACGCGAGACCCUAGACAGGCUUCUACAGCCAUGACCCAUCCAAGUGACCACAGUGAUGAUGGCCAAAGGGCGCUGCCGUUUUCUGAGCCGGCCCCUCGGGAGGCGUUCUCGGCGGCGUUCUCGGCGGCGCCCUCGGCCUCUUCUCCUCCCUCCUCUUCCCCUUAUCCUUCUAGCCAUACCAACAUCACAAUUGCCAGUAGAACAAGUAUUCUGACUCCCACAUCAGGGGCGGCAGACGGGACUAGCCCAUCAGCAGGAAUCAACGGCAGCAGUUCGCAGCAAUCACCGGCCGGCGGUUCGUCUUUUUAUGGCCACGGAAGCUGGGCUACGCCGGUGCCCCCGGGCAGCUACGGUUAUUCGGGCAACAAUUCCACCUCCGGGGCCUUCCAACGACCUAUUCCCUUCAAUUUUGCCUCCCCACUCUCACACAUACCAAGGUCAUCCGCCGUUCUCCAGUUCAGCAGGCGGCGGUGGUGGUGGCGGCAGUGGUGUGAAUGGAGGCGGGGGGCUAGGAACCAACGGUGCUGGCGGAAACAACGCUGGUGUGAAUGGGAGUGCUGGCUCUUUGGCUCUUUACGGUUCAAGCAUGCCUUCCCACUCCCAGGAAUCACCAUCACCGUCGGUUCUUGCUUUGCCCGAUCUCGCAGGUCAGGGCCAGGCAGCACCUCAGUCGUCGACGAAUCGAGGUUCACCGCCGGUCGGGUCAGAGUACCGUUCACUUCGGCGCCUUACUACCCAACAGUGUCGUCGCCGCAGCAAGGGACGUUCCCUUAUGCCUCCCAGCCCGGACCAUCCCCGAACGCCACGGGUGGGCCUCUCCCUGGGAGAAACCCCCUAGGUCCUCUGAUGCCAGGGAUGCAUUCUCCGAUAUAUGCCGGAUCCCAUCGGCCUCAUCACCAGCCCCCAGCCACGUAUCCUCCGUAUCCAAGCAUGCAGGGCUCGAUGAUGACCAACUUGCAUCAGCCAAACCAGCCCAUGGUGGUGUAUGGUCAUGUUUCUCAUCCGUAUCCGAUUCACAACUACGCGGGAUACCACCACCCGCAACCGCCGCUGCAAGAACGUCCUUUCAAGUGUGAUCAGUGUAACCAUAGCUUCAACAGAAACCAUGACCUCAAGAGGCAUUCAAGGAUACACUUGGCCGUCAAGCCUUUUCCAUGUGAUAACUGCGAAAGGACCUUCUCGAGGAAGGAUGCACUCAAGGUAUGUGUUCGACAAGUUUUUUUUUUUUGGUUGUCUAUCAGCUACAUGUGCUGA